Molecule: messenger RNA, 4656 nt
Organism: Phlebotomus argentipes
Lineage: Eukaryota; Metazoa; Arthropoda; Insecta; Diptera; Psychodidae
Gene: ssp3
Product: S phase cyclin A-associated protein in the endoplasmic reticulum
Exons: 14
Coding region: 1-4371 (1456 amino acids)
Source: RefSeq, a predicted model, not a curated record
AUGGAGGGCCGGAUGCUCGAGGAAUCAUGCCAGAGCCUGAGAAAGCCUCCGGCGGCCCCCAAGGCUUCCUUGGUGGGCAAAAAGCAGCCCCUGCAGAGCCCCGUGUCCAUGCGGGUACGCAGCGUCCGCAGUCGAAGUGCCUCCACGGGGAGAGACAAGAAGUCUGAGCUUCAGGCCAGAUACUGGGCGCUGCUCUUUGGAAAUCUCCAGCGAGCUAUCAAUGAGAUUUACCAGACGGUGGAGUGCUAUGAGAACCUGUCGUCGUGCCAGGAGACAAUUUUGGUGCUUGAGAACUACAUCAGGGACUUCAAGGCGCUGGCCGAGUGGUUUCGAGUAUCGUGGGACUACGAGUCCACACCUCUGCCACAUAGGCCGCACUCCCUGGCGUGGGAGGUGCGGAAGAGCAAUCCGGUGCCCAAGGUGCGCACGCGAAAUCUGUCCAGUCCUGUAAUCUCUGGCAAGUCCAGUCCCAACUAUUCGGGGAAGAACAGUCCCUGUUCUGCGACGGACGAGCGCAGGCCAUCGCAGAGAUCGACAGUUGAGCCAAAAGUGCCCAAGAUCGCAAAGAAGAUCGAUCCACCAGAAGCAAUAAUUGUCAAUAGAAGCGUUGCUGAGAGUAAGAUUGAGGACAGCCCGGAGAAGGAGGUUGUGCAGGAGAGCAUGGUGCAGAAUCACGUGGCCGAGGAGGUGCAGGAAGUGCCGUUCGAGGAGACAGACAAGAGGAUCUCGAUGAAUCUGGACUGGAAUGAAGUGCUGGAGCAUCAGGAGGUCAGCAAAAUAGACCAAUCUGCACAGACAAACCUCGAGGAUGAUCACCUGACACUAGCAAUGUUCCUAGAGAAGCACAACAUUCAGGGAUUCUUCAAAGGAAACCAAGAAGUUGUCGAGGAGAGCAUAGCGACAGUUGAGACGCCUGUCCAGGCGGUGCUGGAAGUUGUUGAGAAGAUAGAAGAGCCAAAGGAGCCAGUAAAGCGUCCUCCAAGUCGUGAGGAGGUGAAACCUAAGCCAGUUCCUGGACGAAAACUCCCUCUGAAUCCUCCUGCCAAAGCGCCUGUCUCUCGAAAACCAGUCUCAACCCAUCAGUCAUUCCACUUGAGCAAAUCCUCGUCCACUCCAGCCACUGCUGCUCCUUCCAAAAGCGCCGCCGUCCAGAAAUCCUCCACAACAUCGAGUGUUCAGCGUGCGGGAAGAAUGGCAGCGGUGCAGAAGGUGACGGAUAAUCGCCAGAGAUUUCCAGGAGCACCUACAAACACUGCCAGGAGGAUCUCUGCGCGUUCUAGCACGAUGAUCGAUCUGAAGAACACCCGAGCGCCGCUUCAGAGGGGCCUAGCGAAGCGCUCCCAGGAAGACAUGAGCUCCAGCAGCACGCUGAAGGCCAGCUCAGAACACAUAUCGGCUCCGGCGCGGCAGAAGAGUCACAGAGCAGAUCUGAGCAGCAGGAAAUCCGAGCCGAAAUCCCUGCCGACAGACACGAAUGAUGGCUGGCUGACCGUGAAGUCGCGUUCCAGAAGAUCCAGUCUCCACUGGUCUAAUAGAUUCAAUCAGCCGUCUGGGUAUGCUAGUCUGCCGAUCCUGAGCCUGCUGGACGAGACGCCGGCAGAGGAGGAGGCCAGCACGGAGAAGAAGACCGAGACGAUCCAGGAGAAGGUGAAACCGGUGAAGAGUCAGCGCGUAGCGGCGACGAAGCCCAAAGUUCCUCUCGCCAAGUCGUCUGUGAAUGCCGGACGGAUGACGAAAGUCAAUGGAAUCGUGCGGCAGAAGUCUGACAUGGGGAAGAUGGCGAGGAACAGGAAGACAGAGAGCAAAUUGGUGGAAGUGAAAACUCCUGAGCCGGAUGAUGAUGAGAUCGCGAAGGUGGACAUGAAUAUUCAGACGUUGCUGGCUGAGGACAUGAGGAAUGCCAUCAAUCUAUCUAGCUGUGAUGAGAUGGAUGAUAAGGAUCUCGAGGAGAGCGACGAUGACCAGAAGAAGCUCCUGGAGGAGCAGGAGAACCUCGAGCGGCAGAUCCGAGAGCUGGAGAACACAGAAAUCGAUGUCGACACGGAGACUGAUGAGACAGAUUGCGAAGUGCUGAUUGACGCUGAAGAUCCCGAGCUUGUGGUGGAUGAUGGAUCGAAGGAGGUGGACUUCUUCGAUGAGAACAUGACGCUGGAAAUGAAGUAUCACUCCCUCCUGUCGGACAUGUCAUCAGGAGAGCGCUUGGAGACUCUGGCCACUCUGCAGGCUUUCGUGGCGCGUCAUCCGGGACGCGCUCAGGAACUCCACCAGAAGCUUUCGAGUCCCUCGAGGCGGCGAUCUCUGCAUGAGACUCUGAAAAAGUACCAGGCGAAGCAGACGCGCGCCCAGGAGAAGCGCGAGUCGCUGCAACGAGAAAAGACGCAGAAGAUCCAGCAGCUUCUAGCGCGUGUGGAGGACGUGAAGGCGGCUAAACAGCAGCUGAUCGAAGACAAAAGGCUGCGAAUGGAGGAGAGACUUCAGAGGGCGGCUGAGAAUCGCACGCAAUAUCUCAAGGACAAGGUGAAGAAGGCGCACGAUGAGGAAGAGAAGCUUAAGGAAAUCGCCUUCAUAAAGAGCCUGGAGGCGCAGAACAAGCGUCUGGACAUCAUUGAGUCGUGCAAGGAACACGAGGUGAGGCUUCAGGACCUCGAGCAGGAGCGUCAGAAGCGAGUGGAAGAGAAGGCGGCCAAAGAGGCGGCUGCCGAAAGGAGGAGACUCGAGCUGGAGCAGGAGAGACAGAGGAGACUUGAGCAAAUGUGGGAGACAAAGCGCGAAAGGGAGAAGCGAGUGGGGAAAUUGCAGGAGCAGCGAGAGAAGAUGCGCCAGGAGAUGGCGAGGGAAAAGGCCAGGGAUAGAGAGGAGCGUCUUCAGGCUAUUCAGGCGCAAAAAAUCGCCACAACGGAGGAAUUACAGAGGAAGAUCAUACAGAAGCAGCAGGAAUCCGCCAGGAGACACGAGGAGAACAUCGAGCACAUUCGACAAAGGGCUCAGGAGCUGGGAAUUCCUAACAGGAAUACAGAUGAUCAGGCAGCUGAGAGCAGUGGCGAUGGAGAUCUCUCAUCGACAGUCUCCGAUGUGUCUGUGAUGCCCAACAAGGCGGUGAAGAAGAAGCUGAAACGUCUUCGGCAGAAACUCUCUGAGAAAACUGCGGAGUAUCUCUCCGAAAUGCCGGUCUUGGCGAGUCAUCAUCGUCGCGAGAGCGAGGUGCCAAAGAUCCUGAACGUGCUGAAUAAGGGCGGAGGACCGCAGGGCGUGGAGAGACCGCUGGGACAAUUGCAUCGUCUGGUAAGCAAGGCGCAGGCGGCGGACUUCCACUGCAUGCUCUCGCUGAACGCACUAGAAAUGAUCACGAAGGUCGUGGAAGAUGGCACGAAGCCGCAUUCUGAGAUCAGCAAGAGGGCAGUGAUCAUGGCAGUGCAGCUUUACAGGAAUCUGUGCACUAUUUGUCCCCAAAUAACGCGACAUGCGAUCCUUGGUAAUACGAUUGUGAGGCUGUUUGACGUGCUGCUGCAGAGCAUUCAGUGUCCGGAGGAGAAGUUCACGAAGCUACCCGUGGAGUUGUCAGCGGAGCUCAUGCUGGCCUGCACCGUGGCUCUCUCUCCCACCUUCGCGAUGAAGCAGUCACACCCAAAAUUGCUGGACCGCCUUCCCGAUGUCAUAAGCUAUGCCGUUUUAAUUGGCUUAAUUGAGACUCUCGUGAAGCGGUGUGCAAAAAUUCACGAAUCUGUGGAGAAUCAACACGGCGUUGUUCUCUCGCUUCUUGCGACGCUGGGGUUGCUGACAAAGUUCACUGAAAUAUGUCCCAAAGGACCAAAUGAUCCCACAAAGUUCCUCGUAUUGGCUCAGCAGACGGAAUUCUUUGGCUCCAUCACGCUUCUUCACUCCACAAUAGUACCAAUUGGCGAGUGUAUUCCACCAAGAACCGUUUCAAUUGCCGCGGCGACUUUCAACUUGAUCGUCUGUCUGGCGAAUGUGGAUCUCAACACGUUUCAGGCAAUUCUCUCUGAGGAAGUGAUUUCCCUCAAGUUCUUAGAUAUUUUAACGAUUUUACUCAAGUAUUGUGGCCCCAAGUCCAGUGAAAAAGGCGAAACACAGGCUGUGAUUGUUGAUCUUUUGAGCACUUUAGGGUACUUUUGCGUGAACAAUGUGAAGAAUCAGAAUCUGAUUGUCAAGGAGCAACUGUCGGUGGUGAAGAGUAUUGUUAAAUUGCCAAAGGAAAUGGCCAUUUACUAUUAUCCCACGCUUGCAACGCUAAUUUGGAAGAAUCCAGAGGCAAGAACGAUCCUGAGUCACGAAUUUGAAGUUGAGUCUCUGGAGGAAUACCAAAAGUCGGCACUGGCGAAAAAGAACCAACUUCUCACAUUGCUUAAUUAAUUAUAACCACUUUCAGCAGCAAAAUAAUCACCUUAAAGUCACCACGAAAACAUACUCAAAUUUGCAAAAAUAACCACACGACGAUAAUGUUAUUUAUCCUCUCUUUUGAUUUCACAUUCAUAUAUGUAAUUUUGACAAAUGCAAUCUCCACUUCUUGUUGUGAAUUUUCACUCACGUUGAAAAAUGAAUUUGCGUAAAGACAAGACUUUCAAAGAAAAAUGUGUUACUAAUUUAAUACGAUUGUGUAUAAUAGGAGGAAAUAAAUAAUUUUUUACACCUACAGAA